AUGUAUUUCUCUCUCCUUGCCGCGGCGGGGCUGCUCGUGGUCGCCCGGUGUAUACGCUGCGCGGCCGACGUCGUCGAGGAGAAGCUGACCGUCCAGCCGCUGCACGAUGGCUCCUUCCUGCUCGCACUCGACGUCUCGGUCACCACGGGGCGCUUCGUGCCGUUUCCCGAGCUCAUGGCGUACCCGGGUGUGUUGAUGGACGUGAUGGCGCCGGACUUCCCCAAGCUUUUCGUCAAAAGCCGCGCCAGCCACGUCGAGUUCACGCACCACCUCGGCGACUGGCACUCGACCUGGGGGUGUUCCCAGUUCCCGGUCUUCAACACCGGAGAGACGCUCUGGGCGACGUGGCCGCACACCUAUUCGGAGGUGGAGGUGUACGACUUCUUCGAGACCCUGGCGAUGGGACUCUGGGGAAUCACAGGCGCCCAGCUGCACCUAUUGACCUCGAGGCAGUCGUUCAUUUUCGACAUGAACCGCGUCGUCACGCUGGAGGAGCCGGUAAGUUCGAAGCCGAAGGCCAAGAGCCUGCUUUCGUCGUUCGCUGACGACGUCUUUUGCGUGGACAACCUGUACAAGUGGCGCACCGCGCUGCCGUCGUUGGGGCAGGACGGGCUGCUGUCGCUGGUGAACGACGAGCGCGUGUGGUCGCGGUCGCCGUACAAGGGGGUGCGGAUGCGCAUGUUCAAGCAAAAGGGGCAACUGACCGUGGCGGUGCAGUUUCAGCUGGUUAUCCGCCACAAGCCGCUCACUAAAGCUUUGUGGAGCAUUUAUAAAGGCGCUACUGCCCCUCGCAAGUUGCUGGAUGCCACCGCAAGCGCUGUAGAGAUAUUGCUGCCGGAGCCGUUGCGAGGUGGCUUCGGAGGCGCCGACCGGCUUGUGUUUGACUACCUUGACGACGCGCAGCGCGCCUCUAUAGACGAGGCAUUUGCGAAACUCGCGGCGGCGACACAAAGAGGUUUCAAACAUUCUUGCCUGCCGCCGUUGAGCUUCAAGGUGUACGAGCUGGAGAGCACCACGCUCAACGUCCAGCGGCGCGUGCAGUCGUCGUUGUCGAUCAUCAUCGAGAACAACCAGAGCGACGCCAAGUACAUUAAGUUCAUGCAGCCGCUGCCCUACUGGCUGGUGCCUCAGAUAUCCAGUCUCACGUUCGAGGUCUCGAGGCAGCCGGGGGAGUCAGGCGACCCCGGGGCGGUGCACUUCUCCUGCAAUGGCGGCGCAUGCUUCAAGCGCACGGUGUCCCGAAAGCACCUGCUGGAGGGAUACGCGCUCAUGAAAAGCCAAACCGAAUCUUUACGCGAAAUGCAACCACGCUGGAUUAUGGAGGUGGGCAUGACGCGUAACAGGGAUGGGCAGAUCUCUGUGGACCUUUCUGGAGAGUACGGAGCUGACCUCGUAGGUAACUUGGAUGAGGCAUUGUUCGUAUUCGAUCGCUCCGAAUACUGGACGGAGUUCGGGUUUUCAAUCCUACUACCGGCCGAGUCGCGGAUCACCUGCCGGGUCGACCUGCAGAAGAACCAGAUGCGCUUCUCGGAAAUCGACUACUCGAUGCACAGGGGGCAAUUGAUACACUCGGCCGUGAUAUUGGAAACUCAAGAACCCGUAGUGGAAGACAUAUCGCAACCAGGCGUACAGCUGCACUACCCAGGAGCGUUCUUCUCCCACGUGGUGCUGCCGGACAACACGAUGUCAUUCAACGUCAUGGGCGGUGUAGGCGUCAUCAUAGGCCUGCUGUUCAGCUUGGUGUUCCACCUGGGCACCAGCCGGCCACCCCGGGAGACCAGGGUGACGCAGUCGAAGAAAACGGAUUAG
Molecule: messenger RNA, 1809 nt
Organism: Babesia bigemina
Lineage: Eukaryota; Apicomplexa; Aconoidasida; Piroplasmida; Babesiidae
Product: membrane protein, putative
Exons: 1
Coding region: 1-1809 (602 amino acids)
Biological process (GO): attachment of GPI anchor to protein
Cellular component (GO): GPI-anchor transamidase complex
Source: RefSeq, a predicted model, not a curated record